Messenger RNA from Porites lobata, 9344 nucleotides. The record is from the annotation of a GenBank genome assembly. Lineage: Eukaryota; Metazoa; Cnidaria; Anthozoa; Scleractinia; Poritidae.
AUGGUCAUACUCAAGACGGCGUAUAAAAAUUUAAUAUUUAUUGAGUGUUUGUUGUUAUAUAUAGCUGAAGGUCCAUCUGGAGGAGUUGGGCAAGCUGGCACAAGCACAAGUUUUGAUGCUGGUGAGCAAAGUAUCAAAUCUUAUUACUUCUGUCAAACUGAGUAACCUGCAAAAGUCACACUAGGUUCACUGUUUAUUUUAUUCAUUAAGGUUCUGAGCAGAAAGUAGAGAGUGUUAUUUCUGAUGUUCAUGGAACAUCAGCUGGUGCAAGCUGCCUUGAUCAUGGUACAUUGUUGAGUUAAACAUUAUGGGGAAGAGAAGUAAUGAUGUCACAAAUUAAAUCUGUGAAAUUAUGGGAUUGGUUGGCAUAUUCAGAAGGAAAAAGAUGAAAAAAGACCCCUUGCCAAAAACAUUAACAUUAUAGAGGAGAGAAGUGAUGAUGUCACAAAAACUAAAUUUGUGAAAUUUUGGGAUUGGUUAGUAUAUCAAGAACAAGAUGAAAAAUGUCCACUUUCUAAAAAUCAGCCUGUAGGUGCAAAUUGUUGAGAAGAUGAAAGCAAUGUUAUGCCCUGAAUACUCAAUAAUAUGAUAUUAAAUCCUUCUAAAGCAGGUCUGGAUUGUCAAUGAAGUGCUGGCCAGGAUCCAGACUUCGGGAUAAGCGGGAGUGGAACGGGGUUGUUCAUCCAGACCCUGAGAUAAUAAGGGGGGCCUGGUCUCAAAAAGCUUUUUUUGUGGUCCUUCAGGCCUCAGUUUGCUCUAAAACAAAGGGGGCCCCAGGCCCUCAACACCCCUCCACUGGAUCCGCCACUGCUAUAUAGGUGUUGCUAGAAUGUAGCUUGGUAUGUGACUACAUAGUAGAAGUUUAUCUCUGAGGGAGUUGCGACACUCUAUGUUACGUGUAUGUAUGUAAAAAUAGUGAUAGCAUGGUUUUUCCACCUUAGUACAUUGCACUGAAAAGUUAUUAACGAUUUUCAGUUUUAAAAGCCUGAUAAGUCCCCACCCAAAUGCAGAGGCGUGGCCAAUGUACACUUGAUUUAAUUUGUGCCACUCAACUGAGAAACUAUGCGCUCACAUUGUAUGUAAUGCUAGGACUGGAAAGUAUUGGGGCAAGGACAUAAUACAUGUAAUGUAAUAUUUUUCAUCAGUGUGUACAUGUAGCAUAUUAAAUGAGUUUGUUAAUCCAUUCACUCUAAGAAAGUGUGCAGCCUGAAAAACGUUCUUUGAAGCUAGUCAUGCCGUUUUCUGGCUGAAACUGCUCAAAAGACAGUUUUUAAAUCAAGCACCAUGCUUGCAGCCUUUAUCAGCUUCCUUUGCUCAUGACAAUUAAGCUUUGAAGUGCAAAAUAUCGUUAUGCAAAUUAGCUGGCUGUACAUUCAAUGUGCAGGCAGCUAUUUUGCAAAGUCAUUCAAAGCCAAUAGGUUCAAGGGGAAAGUUUUUAUGAAAAUUUUCAGGAUCAUUAGAUAGAAUAAAGUUCAGGUGGAAAGUGGAACAAGAUUUUUCUGUUUCUUGCUAAUCCGAUCCUCCGUUUAAUUAUUUUUAAGGUGCAUCUAAUGUUGUGCAAGGUGCAAGCAAUUAUCAUGGUGCUGGGGGUGAAGUUUCAGGUUCAGUUGGGGGGGUCUCUCAUGAUCAAGGUUCAGUACCAUCAUGAUAAUGUGUUUAUUAAGAAGUAAAGGUGUAAUUAAUAAAUAAAAAAUAUCAUUUUAGUGGUAACAUUAAUGCUGGAAUGCCCAGGCUUUCAUCUACCACAAUUCCAGCAUGAGAUCGUAAUAUUAAUAACAGAAAUGUUGGUUGCUCAAUGCUGUAUUGAUGAAGAGAGGCAAAAACCAGAGUACCUUCACAAAAACUGUUGGAACGAAAAAGUGAACCAGUAACAAGUUGGUUUCUCCAGCGACUGCACCACCCUUGUUCUCAAAAUAUAAUAGCAAAACAGUUAUGUUAUUUUUCACUCAGCAAGCAUGUUAAUGUUAAAACUCUUCCGUACCAACAUAAAUUAGUUAUGCAGCUUUGGACUGAAAUGUAUACUUAAAAUAUUUAAAUAGUUAUCUUUAUAUCUACAUGUUGGAAUGCUGGUUGAUAUGUUCUCUCAUUUUUCAGGUGCAUUUAAUGCUGUGCAAGGUGCUGAUUCUGGUGCUGGGGGUGAGGUUUCAAAUCCAAGCAAUGAAGUUCAUUAUGACCAAGGUACUUUACAGAAAUGUUAUUUGUUACUGAAAAUGUUUACUGAAAAAUUGGUUAAUAUGUCUUUGAAAUUUAGCAUCUCCUUCAGGUGCAGUUAUGUGACACUAAUCUAUAAACUUAAAAACGUCAAUGGUGCAAUCUCAAUUGUUGCAUGUUUGUGAGUGAUAUUUUUUUCAUUCUCAACGUGCCUCAGCUAGUGCUGUGUACAAGGGAAGUAAAGAUAGUGGUGCCAUAGGGAGUGGAGUGUCAGAUUCAGGAAAAGAAGUUCCCCAUGAUAAAGGUACAAAAACAAUAUCUUUUUUACCCAUAUGGUUUCUCAUCAGGACUUAAAGAGUGAGAGAAAUAUAUAUAAAUAAAUGAUAUUGCUAUAUGACUUUAAGAAGCUACUUUGUAUUUUGUGUACAUAUUUAAUGAAAGAAAGUAGAUAAAAUAAUAUGUAUAAUUAUCAUGUAUUCCUGCUUUCCAUGAGAGCCGUGCCUGUAACUAAGCAAAAACUUAACUACAGGGUGUCCCAAAAGUUCGUUCCUCUAAUUUCAUGCACUGUAACUUUUGAUUAAAACUUUAUUUUUACAUGAAAUUUCUACAAGAUGUUUAUUUCUCUAUCGAGUACUUAUGUUCAGAAUUUCAGUAACUGGCAUGCCCUUUUUGUUUUUUUAAUCACAUUCUGUAGCCAUUGCGGCUUGAAGUGGGAUACACAGUAGAGUGAAGACUUUGAAACCCUGAUUGACUACAAGAUAGCAAAUUGUCAAAUACUGAUACCAUUUCUGGAAGAAAUCGUAAUUUGGAAUGUUAGUGUUUGAGGAGAGGGGGAAACUGGUGUACCUAGAGAAAACCUUUCAGAACAAGGGUGAGAACCAAAAGCAAACUCGAUCUUCAGUCAUGUAUGCCAGCACUUUUGGGACACAAACCUGGGGCACGCUGGUGGGAGGCAAGUGCUCUCACCACUAUGCCACUCUUGUUUCCAUGGCAUGUGGCCAGAGGUGUGGCCAAAUUUGUAGACCUUGGUGUAGCCUACCUGCAAAAAAAUUGAAGGAAGGAUAUGAAGUAACUCUCCAAAUCUUAUUAUUAUUAUUGUUAUUAUUAUUAUUAUUAUUAUUAUUAUUAUUAUUAGAUUUUAAUCCACAGUUGGAAUUAGUGUCAACUGGAUGUUUUUUAUUGAAAUGAAUUUUUUUUUUCAAAUGAUCAGGAGCCUAUGAAAUGAAAUGACUAGUAAAUAGUGCUUUGACCGAAUAUAUGUUUUAGUAUAUACACUCUCAGUGAUCUUGGUAAUUCAAGCAAUCUGAUUGGUUAGCUAUGUCGGACUAUGACGUUAUAUUCACCGCGCUGGGCGGUGAAUAUAAAGCAGAACAAAAUCGCUGUCGUGAACUGAUUGUUUUGCCAAAGUUUCAUAGUAAAGCCGUUUUUAAAAGACACGAAUAUCCAAGUGCUGAUGACUUUGAAGGCAAGAAAAGACUUCAUGGUGUUUAAACAGCGUGAUUUAUUGUGAAGUGGUUUACUGUAGCUGACUUUUUGUACGCUUGAAGCUAUGUUUACCACUACAGAGGAAAACGAGGUCGCUUUGUCACUGUUUUGUGAUUUCGGGAUUUUCUCACAAGACCAAUUUUGCCUAUAAAUAGAAGUUAAUUUAUGGAGAAAAGAGGAAAGCAAAUAUUUUCGACAAUUGUACGUGCCAGCAAGUUAACAAGGCAAAGAACAUUGGAGAUAAACAACGCUCACCUUGAUCGUAGCCGCUGUUGACAGCAUUUGCAAGAAGCGACAAAGAAAACUUUCUCAUUCACGGUGAGUUGACAGUAACAAAUAUAGCUCCACUUUUCUUCUCAGAAUUGAGCAGUAAAUUAAAUUUUCGGCGUUUUCUUUUAAACCGUUGAUGUUAAAGCUUACAAAACUCGAUACAAAAAGAUUAAAACUAUCAUUUGCCUUGUCUGAAGAUGCUGUAAAGAUCUAACUUUUGCGCAUCCACUGUUUACGGCUUCGUGUCCACGCAUGAAUUCACCCGUCAAUCAAACUAAUCGUUUUUCAAUGGUUUCCUUUUUGAUUUCGUUGUGAUCACUUCGUGUGAAUAUACUAAAACAAUUAUUCUCCUCAGGCUCAGUUAAUAUUGUUGAAUAAUCCCCUCGACUUCGUCUCGGGGAUUAUUCAACAAUAUUAACUUCGCCUUCGGCGAAUAAUUGUUAAAUAUAUUUUUAGUUUUAAAACAAAGAACAAUCGAAAUUAAUUGUUUUUUUUAAUUGAAAUGAAUCUUUUUAAAUGAGGUGUUUUUAAUCGAAUGAAGUGUAAAUAGUGUUUUGAGUGAACAGUUUUUAAAACGAAAUUAAGUGUAGACAGGUUUUAAUAGUUAGCGUCGUUAUCAAUAAAGGUUAUUUAUAUUUAUUAUUAUUAUUAUUAUCUCGCAGUAUAAAACUUUAGAAUGCUGUCCACAUUAUGAGUAGUAUAGGGCGCAUAACGUAACCUACACCACUUGAGAAGCUAUACUUAGAAGUAAAAAAAGGUCGGUACGAAACCUAAUACAAUCCUAAUAUACAUAAUGAUAUGAAUCUCUCUACUUAAAAAGCCAAUUUAGAAUAUUAUUAAAUUCUUACACUCUGUAAAACCUACGCAAAGACAUGAUGAUAUAAUUAUCUCUACUAGAAGCCUAUUUAGAAAAUUAUUCAGUUUUUAUACUCUCAUUAUCUCUUAUAUACCCAAACGAGGCCAUCAUAAUGUGGUUAUCUCUACUAAAAGCCUAUUUAGAAUAAUAUCAAACUCUAAUACUCUAUAAAAUCUAAGUAAAAACAUCAGUAAACUUGUGUUUUCUGGAUUUCUAGAGAAAAAAAACCUAAAAUCUGGUGUCCUUAGCGCCCUAGCUAAGUAUUUAUCUUAAAUGUUCUACCAAUGUUCAAAGUGUUUGAGAUGAACGACUUCUGCAUCCGCUCAAGUACGCUCCGUGCUCUCGCUCCUAGUAGCUUCCUCACCGACUUCUCUAGGUGUUUAGAGUAACCACCCAGUACGUCAAUUAUUACGUUGUACUGUUCAACCCUGUAACCAAUGUACCUCUGCUUCAGCUCCCACAUCAUGGGCCCAUACUUGAGUGUCUUUUCCUCAUCUUUCUUAGCUCUACUCUCAAUCCAUGGGCAGCUCAUUUCAAUAAUUGAAAUGAGCUAUUAUUGUGCAAACUUCUUUCCUCUCGUGGCUGACAAGUCGCUUGUCGAUCCGAUUUGCUCUAACUUCGUUGUGCUCUGCAUAGAUGGAAAUAUCCCAAAACGCCUCACUCGUGGUGUUCUGGUAGGCUGGUUCUGGCGUCACCGGUGAGUACCAUGGAGGAACCUCUUCUAUUAACCCAUACUCUCGCAGGAGCUCAAAAAACAGAAUCUUCAAAGCUGCAUUAUGCCUGUAUAGUUACUUGGUUUGUGCCAGGGAGGAACAUCCAGCCAAUACAUGUGCAACGCUUUCAGCUAUCUUCCCACAUAACCUGCAUAGGACUUCGCCGUCGGUGGAGGUUUGCGUCUUCUCCUUUGAGUAGAGCUUCGUUGGUAACAACUGCUCAUACAGUUUAUACAUGCCCGCGAUGGUAUGUGUAGGGCAUGAAGCCCAACCUUUUAACCAUGCAAAGCAGCUGGUUAUGCUUAGGCUCUCAUCUUCCCAUCUGAUACGGAAUAUCUUUCCUUGCCACCUUUUGUCUUUAGCGAUCUCCCAGAACUGCUUCUCUUGAGAUUGCUUCAACAGGUUCCCAGCUCUUGCUGCAGUCACCACCUUUCCUUCUGUUGUAACACACACGGGAUUUAGGGAGUCAGGCUGAAGUGUGAUGUUGAGUUCUUCAGCGUACUUAACUGCUUCCUUUACAAACGACUGGUGGCCUGAUGCCAUGGCGUGUUCUUCAAAUUCUCUAACUGCUUUCACGGUCAGGUCCGAAUUCUGAUACAAUUUCAGUAGCGAUUUGAUUUUAGUGAUCUUGUACUCGUGUUCUACUGAUCGCAGGCCUCUACCCCCUUUCUCCUUCGGUAGAUAUAACAAAGAAGUUAGGCUAGCUGGGUGCUUGCCACCGUUCUCAACGAUGAUCUUCCGAGCUGCUCUGUCCACAUCUCUUAACUCUGAUAGAGGCCAAUGCUGCGUGUUCACAUUAAGUACCGCAGGACCAGGAGUGCAUACUGAUUAGUUGCCUGUACACGGUUUUAUAAUUAAUUUUAUAAUUAUUAUUAUUAUUAUUGUUGUUGUUGUUAUUUUUCCACAAAAUUCCAUAAGGGGAUUUCAUUGAUGACUGCCGCUUAAACGCUAGCCUAGCGUCUGUUUUAGAAAGUGAUAAUGGCGUGAGCUUGUAAAUUAGUAAUUUUAAGAUCUUUUUAAUAAUUUUAGUCUAUGUUAGUGGAAUGUAAAUUGGUCAUAUAAUGCCUGCCGCUUAAACGCUAGCCAAGCGUGUGUCCGUUAAUUUUAGAAAGUCGAUAAUGGCGUGAGCUUGUACAUUAGUAUUUUAGGAUCUUUUAACAUUUUUAUUUCAUCAAAAUUUAAGUCUAUGAUAGUGGAAUGUAAUUUGGUCAUAUGUUAAUAAAGAUUUUAUUUAAUAAUAAAAUUAUUAUUAUUAUUAAAAUUAUUAUUAUUACUUUUAUCUCAGUUUCGUAGUCAUCAGCUCAUUCAUGUUUUUCUUUCCAUAAUCAGAAUUUACUAACGUGAAAACAUCUACCUUGGAAGACUUGCGUAGCAAGCUUGCUGAUCUCUACAAACGCACAGCCAAGGUACCCACGUCGGUUUGGUCUUCGGUCUGUCAGGUGGAACUUGACCAGAUCUACACUCGACUGUCAUUGGUGAAAAAAGAAAAAAUUCCAACUGGGACAUUGCAGUUAAACCUGACAGAUUAUAGUGAGCUAUUCACAUCAAACAAGAAAGGUAUUGUGCCUAAGAGAAUUCUUGUGCAAGGGGAAACGGGAAUUGGAAAGAGCACAUUUGUUAAAAAGGUAGCGUUGGAUUGGGCUAAACUCGUUGACGAUAAGGACGUUGUAAACGAAGAAAUGGCUGCUUCAAGCAAUUGCCAAGGGGGUAAGAAGCCAUCACGUAAAGAUCACGUGGGCGUUAGCCAGGCCGAGAGCAGCGAAGCAAGAAAACAUGAUGACAGCAGUGAGUGUCAUAUUGAUGCGCUAAAGAAGUUCCAACUUGUUAUUACUGUUCCUUUGAAAUAUGUGUCUAAAUGCCAGAGUUUCAGCGACGUGUUAAGCUGUUCUCGUCUUAUUCCAAAAGACGAAGAAUCUUUAAUAGAUGAUUUGUUUACGUACGUUUGUAACAACCAAGAGAAAAUUCUUCUGGUGUUUGAUGGCUACGACGAGUAUCGCACUGGAAGCGUAGCAGAAGCCCAGUUUGGAACAAGAAGCACUUCUCCUAUUUGUGAGAUUUUCCACCGAAAUGAGCUUAGAGACUGUACUGUCUUAGUAACCACGAGAUCUUCGAGAGCUGAUGAACUGCAAGAAUCUGCCGACAAACACGCUAAGAUCACAGGAUUUUAUUUAGAAGAUCAAUUUGCUUUUAUGAAGAGGAUGCUAGGUAGCAACAGCCAGGUAUAUGAGCUAAAAAUGUUCCUGUUGAAAAAGAGGCUGUUUUACCUUGCAAGAGUACCACUUCUGAAUCUCUUUUUCUGCUUGUUGUUCAGGCAAGAUAAGGAGAAAAUGAUGGAACUUGGCAAGAGAAAAACUCCAUUUUAUCGAGCUAUUAUUCGAUACAUCUUGCAGUACAGCAACAAGAGACUUUCCCCUGCUAAAGUCUACAAAGUAAAAGAGGAAGAUUAUCAAGAAAUCCUUACUGAAAUAGGAAAGGUGGCGUUGGAAAGUCUUUUGAAGGGUAGUCAGGUGUUUGAAUAUGGUCAGCUGUCUGAGAAAGUACGUGGUGAAGAAAGUGUUAUGGUGGGCCUCUUACAAUUAUCUGAGAACGAAGCAAGUUUGGAACCAACGGAGAUAGUGUCCUUUAUACACAAAUCAAUUCAAGAGUAUUUAGCAGCCUGGUUUAUCGCUAACAGAUGUGUUCCCGAGGGUAAUCUUGGUGGAAUUGAAAAGCGUGCUGCCACUUUGGAGGAUUGUAAGGCAAUUGCAAAUAUUUUGCAGUUCGUGUGCGGUUUGUCCACGGAAGGAGCUGUAAAGGUGCUAACGCAUUUAUCUACUAUCCGCGCCAAUGACUCCUCAGUAGAUUUUUCAAAGUUAAUGCCAGUUGAUGAAACCGAAACAGACCUGCCCUGGGCUGACUUUACCCCGCGGCAUCGCCAGUUCAAUGACCUGGUCCGAGAUUGUUUUCAAGAAGUUUCAUUGGCUCCCGAUCUUAUAGAGCAUGUCUUUGGUUGCACCGGUGGAAUCAUCGUCCAAGAGACGCCAGUUGAUCGCGGUCUAGUGCUAAAGCCAGAAGUUUUAACUCAGCAAGCAACACAUUCGUGGGCUUUCUAUUUUAUUAACCGUAUUCCCGAGAGACAGCAUUUGCGUUGGCCAUUCUCCACCGUCAACUCAGUAGAGAACCUCUAUCAAUCAGUUCAAUUUCUGGAUCUCUUGCAUAUCCCCCUUAGAAUGGUUAGGAAUUCGAAAGAGCUAAAACUAGGAGACUUUUUAACAAAGUUUCGCCUUUGUUCUUGUACGUUUUGCACUUUCGCUUCCGUGCUUUGUUGCGCUGAUGGCAAAAUGAUGGUGUACAUCACAGACUUGAACCUUAUGUGUGAUAAACAUACCAGUAUGUUUACUGAAGCUGCGGCUGUCGUUUCUGAUCAAUCUGUUUCUGCAAAAAUGUGUUCAAGCCAACCAUGUUUAAAAUUCUUAACAUCCUUAAGCUGCAUUUUCCAUGGAAACCGAGAAUUGCUGAGAGAACUUGUUGUCAUGGUUAGAAACUGUGAACAUUUGCAAGGAAUUAGGUAUGGCGGAGACGGUGACUACGUAGUUGAUUUUCUCGAGGAAUUAGCAUUUCCCGGGAAAUUGUUUUUGACCAUUAUUGUUAAAGAGGAGGAAUCAAUUUGGAGUGUUGUGGAAGAUUUUCCAUGUUUUCCCUAUACAGCACCAAGACGUGAAGAAAGUUUAUGUCUUAUUGCGAACUUGCUUUGCCUCUAUUCAUUUGAAACAGCAAUGGCAUUCGUAGGCAGUAUCUCGCCUGAGAGUUUGGGAGAAGUUUCACUUAGAAAUAUCAACCUCACCACCUCCGCAGCUGCGACUCUCGGUAAAUCACUUUCUAAAAUGACU